GGGACAAUCUGUUACUCAAAUUUUUCACGACCUCGAAGUACACUGGUAGCACAAACCGUGAUGUGUUGCUGGAACGUUUUUUAAAUGCACCUCGAAAUAUAGCCCUUGACGCGAUGAGGACUUCUGCUGCUGAUCACGUGCGAGAGCGCUCUGCGCUAGCAAGUCAAUAUGCAUUACAUUGCAGCUUGGCAUACUUCAGCGCUCAAGGGCAAAAUGAAGACGUCGUUUCUCAAGCUCUUCAGGCGCUUAACCAGUCUGCUUCAUUUGUCGAGCAAGUCAAGGGUGAUAUAGAGGCCCGCUUGCUCGAUGCCCUCGAACGUCGCACCAACCAAGAACCAACACGUGGAGUAUGCGAUGCAAUUCUAGUCGUACCCCUUGAAGGCGUCUGCGCUGAAAUCGUUAAAAUCCUUGGCAAGUCCGACGGCAGGAAGUUCGUGAAAAAUCUUGCUUUGAUAGCACAUCCUGGUGCGGAAAAGUCGGCAUCUGGGACUGGGAAGGACGACAGAGCAAACUCGGACUCAGCUCGACAUCUGACCGUUGAGCCUCAGCCGUCGUCGGUCACGGACAACAGCAAAUCAACUUCCUAUCCCUCCUUGCACAAUGUCUUCACGGCAACUGUUCCGAGACCACCCUCCGAGUCCUCGGAAACCCUGUCGAAAGAUGUCGUUCAGCUUCAGGCAGCCCAGGACGGGGAAAUAGACAAUGAUUUAUUAUUGCCAGUCCUUACCGCGGAGUACAAGAAAAAAGAUGUUACUACGACAUUCAAGGCUUUGAACCAGUCUCGAAUGUAUACGGUUUCAGCACUGUAUUUUCUGAGAUCCUUGGGGAUCGUUGAUUUUCCGCUUUUUGGCCUAGUCACCUCUGGGUCUGAAGGAGCAGUAUCAAUGGCUUGGUACUCGUCCAAGCAACAAAAAAUUUUUUUAAUGGAGCGGAACCUCCAGUUAUAUGACAUAUCAGACCCGCUCCAAGUUUACGAGUUUUCUGUAGUUCUUCUUCGCAUUGCUGAACAUGGUCAGAAGCUCAAAGUGAAGCUGCAAGAAAUGCUGAGCAAAAUAGAUGAGCGAAGCAAAAUUAAAACAUUCAAGCACUGGUCUAAUUUGGCUCAGCCAAAAGAACUGUAGUAUAUCUCAAACCAUAUCUAUAGGCUUGCAUAGCAUCACUGUCACAUUUGUACAUACUCUUGUAUUUGUGGACAUGUCUGAACACCUGCAUAAAAUGUCAGAAAAUAUUAAAUA
Messenger RNA from Serpula lacrymans var. lacrymans S7.9, 1235 nucleotides. RefSeq lists its product as uncharacterized. The transcript has 4 exons. Lineage: Eukaryota; Fungi; Basidiomycota; Agaricomycetes; Boletales; Serpulaceae. The record is from RefSeq and is a predicted model, not a curated record. The coding region runs from base 114 to 1121 and encodes 335 amino acids.